UUCUGACAGUGUGCCAUGGGGAGAUGAGGCCGACACCCAGUCUCCAUCUCUGCACGCCGUGCCAACCAUACCGCCUAAACCUAGACUAGCAGGUGACAACUAGGCUACUGUGUGUACGAGAGAGAUAGAUGGAUAGAUAGAUGGGAAAGGGAGAGAGAGAGAGAAUUUUGUGCGCGUGCCUUUCAGUGUCAGGCAGCAGAGCUGGUGUGUGUGUCGGAGAUACAGCGUGUGGGUGGAGAGAGAGGCAGCUCGUGCACUGUGCCGGUGUCUGACAUAUAUAGAAAAGCGAAAGGCGCGUAGUGGAAACCAACCGUGACUCACUCAAAAAUACACAUCUAAAAAGAGCCGACCCGAGCGUCUGAGGAGAGAUUUGACACGGACACAGCGCUCGAGGAGCUCCUGGUUUACGAAUCAUCUCCCGCGAGUUUUCAGAGAGGAUGUCUGAAGCGAUCGUCCCAGAAUCCUCAGGGCUGAGGUCAUGUAACGAGUUAUGCACCUCCGCUCUGCCAUCCUCACCCCCCCUUGCCACAGAGGAUGAGUGUCACCAUGACAACAGAAAGGUGGAGCAGCAGAAACCCGUCAGUAACCAGGGGCAACCAGCCAGGAAGAGAACCAAGGCCAAAGGCAGGUUGGUGAGGAGCAUGGCUGUGUGUGAGGAGUCAUUCCCACCAUCCCCUCCUGACACCACCCAAGACAGCCCGAGCUCUGUUGAAGUCACCAUGCGGCCAGGUUGCCAUGACAACGAGGAGGAAGAGCAGCGCAAAGAGCCAAACGUGCCCACGCUAAUUAUCUCAGACACCAGUCAGGAAUACACAGACUCUACUGGGAUCGACCUGCACCAGUUUAUCAUCACCACCCUGAACAGCAACCCCAGGGACAGGAUGAUGCUGUUGAAACUGGAGCAGGACAUGAUCGACUUCAUCACAGACAACGGUCCCUAUAAGAAAUUCCCUCACAUGUCUUCCUACCAUCGUAUGUUGGUCCACCGGGUAGCAGCCUACUUUGGCAUGGAACACAAUGUGGACCAGACUGGCAAAUCUGUCAUCAUCAAUAGCACCAGUAACACACGCAUACCAGAGCAGAGGUUUCUGGACUAUGUCCAGGAGGAGAGAGGAGAGGAGACUCAGUGGAGAACCAUACUGAAGAGAGACAACGCUGAAGAAAACCAGGCGAGGCUCCACCCACUACGCGAGGAGAGGCGGAGCAAAUCAAUGGAAGAGAGAGAGGAGGAGUACCAGAGAGCUAGAGAAAGGAUAUUCAACCAGGAGCCUGCCUGUCCCCAGGAGACCAGGUCUAUAGAGGAUGGUAGCCCCCAUGCUGCGACCCAGAGAAGGCAGCUCUUUAGGGGUACCAGGGGUAACUCGGGCUCAAGCCGACAGAGCAGCACGGAGACUGACUACAGUCGCUAUAGUAACUGGAGCAGCACUGACUCAGGUCGCUAUAGCAACGACCCCCGACCCUGGAGCAGCACAGACUCAGACUCUGCCUAUCAGAGGCCAAACCCCGCCCCCAAGGCCCGACCAGCCAAUCACAGCUGGGAUGCACGAGAUGACCAUGCCCCCACCACAGGCUCCAACUAUCUCACGGUGCCCAUGGAGAACGGGAUUCCACCAGGAAGUAUAUUACUGAACCCACAUACAGGCCAGCCCUUCUUGAACCCAGACGGAACUCCUGCCAUCUACAAUCCCCCCGAUCCCCAGCAGCCAACAAGAAGCCAGCCUCAGCAGCAGGCCCCUCUGCCGCAGCAGCCAAUGGCUGGCCACACAGUCCCUCAGGUGGUUCAAUAUUCGUCCGUCUCUUACUCUCCCCAGCAGUUGCAAUACUCUACGAGCGAGGACCUGUCGUCCCAGUUUGGUCACAUGACUGUGAGCUGUCAGCCACUGGGGGAAGCUCCGUCUCUAUACCCUCCCUUAGCCUCUCCCACACAGAGUUAUGUCUAUACCGCCCCUCCCCCUCCUCACAACCCCCCCAGCUACUGCCAACCCCCUCCAACCCAGGUGCCUGUGUAUUACUACUCUACUACUCAGUAUCCUACCCCAGCACCCCAAAGACCUGCCACACCUACCCAGGCCAUACAGCCUACAGGUUACUCUCCUGUCGUAGCCAAUCAGCAGCAAAGUUACCAGGGGAUGAUGGGUUUGCAGCUGCCUCAGAGCCAAGCCCAAAGAUUGCUGGGUUCUUAUCCACCUGGCUCCUCCCACCCAUGUGGUGUAACACAGCAGGGUGGUGUGGGGGUAUCGUACCCCCAGACUGGUCUCAUGUCGCGGGGUGAGGGGGGUUACUGCUGCAUGGUAUCUCCAACCUGUCCCCCUGGUCCCAUACCCCCUCCCCCUCUACACACCGGCUGCCAUGCCUCCAGCUGUAGCAACAUCAGCAGCCAGGGGUGGGCGGGCAAAUACUGACACACACACGCCCCCACCUAACCUAAACUUACAUAACCCCCACACAUAUACACACUUGACCUCCCUUCCCCCCCACCUCUACUUGCACAACCCCACUGGACUGUGUUCAGAUUGAGAUGCAACCAGUGUUCAAACUGUUACACACACACACACACACACAGUAUACCACAGACAAUGUAUUGUGCCAAAGCUGUAUCAGAGGUACUGUACUGAUUUAAAAGCAUAAUUGAUAUACUCCAGUUGAGUUUUGUAUGGAUAUGAAAUGAUUCUAUAUAUGUAUUGUAGUGUUUGAGCAGAAUAAACUGAUGUGGCUGAUUUGACAGGUCACCUUUCUAACA
Salvelinus fontinalis (brook trout) is the source of this 2740-nucleotide messenger RNA. RefSeq names its product cAMP-regulated phosphoprotein, 21 (gene arpp21). Gene Ontology annotation, molecular function: nucleic acid binding. The record is from RefSeq and is a predicted model, not a curated record. Gene Ontology annotation, cellular component: cytoplasm. NCBI's taxonomy places the organism in Eukaryota, Metazoa, Chordata, Actinopteri, Salmoniformes, Salmonidae. The coding region runs from base 438 to 2402 and encodes 654 amino acids. The transcript is spliced from 19 exons.